This is a messenger RNA of Platichthys flesus (European flounder), 1281 nucleotides long. RefSeq names its product glycoprotein IX platelet (gene gp9). The transcript is spliced from 3 exons. The coding region runs from base 389 to 1135 and encodes 248 amino acids. The record is from RefSeq and is a predicted model, not a curated record. Lineage: Eukaryota; Metazoa; Chordata; Actinopteri; Pleuronectiformes; Pleuronectidae.
ACACGCUCACACCCGUACUUUGCCGCAACGUGCCCGCUGCGCCCUCAGCACUGCAGUGGAUGUCAGUAAUAAACAGUGUGUGGGGGAGCUUCAGAUAGCCUCCACCACUGCUCCUAACAGAUACCCUCUUAUCUCCUGAAAGCAGAUGGAUUUCCUUCAUGUCAAAUGCGCCAUAACUGAGCAGUGUUAUUGGUGCAUUCCUCAGUCUGACGCGGUUCUCUAUCGACCGUGUAAUUAUUCUGAGCGAGUCACAGAAACGGGGGAAACCUGGAGGUCAGGAGGACUUUGGAAAUGCUCUUAGCUCAAAGGAACAUUGAACACAUAAUGAGAUGAUAAGGAUGAUUGGCAGCACAAGUGGUAACAUCCCUGUUGGCCCGACUCUAAGAGGAUGCCCCCUGGUUUAAUCCUAGCUGCCUUCCUCCUCUGGGCCACAUCAAGUGCACAUCCUGUUGGUCGACCGUGCUUAUAUUCAGUCCUCCAGUCUGCUGGUCUGCAAGUGAACUGCAGUUCUUCAGGCCUCGUGGAGCUGCCUCCUCUGGCCUCACACACCACAGAGCUCCACGUGCAGGACAAUCGGCUCACCUCGGUGUCUCCGGGCCUGUUUGACGGACUGGUCGGUCUGAAAAAGGUCUCACUGUCUGGGAACCCCUUCCACUGUGACUGCAGGAUCCAGUACCUGAGGAGCUGGCUGCUGAAGAACAGAGCCGCCGUAUCCGAGCAGCCCACUUGUGCCAGUCCAAGUUCCGUGGCUCAGAAGGCCAUCGCUGAACUCACAGAUGAGUACUUCUCGUCCUGCGGCCGGCUGAGCUGCACCGGUGGGACCUUCAGCGCCGCGAUGGGAGCGAUGCUGUGCUGGGUCAUCGCUCUGCUGCUGUGGAGCUUGAGACUGGCCAAAUCGUCCACCUUCACACUGUGCAUAGACGACAGGCACGUGGGGCUCGAGGCCGACUCUCUGCGCUCACUGAAGCCCAAACACAGAAGGCGGUUGCACACCACACUGCCAGGGGUCAGUGCGGACUUGACUUCUUUCACUUGUACACAGGAACUAGAAAGGCCUCUUAUCAGCAUGGAGCUACUGCCACAAGUUCUGGAUACGUUGCACAAGAAGCACAAAAUGAAGAUAAAGGCGACCUGAGCGACCUCUGUCUCUACCAGGAAUUAGAACUCACAGGUACUCCCAGGAUGUGGGACAGCUGGUCGGCCUUCGUCUGUCGGAGGCAGUUCCCCGCGUUGGUGACAAAAACCACCGGCACCACAAACUGUCCCUUAGAGUCCACCAGC